Messenger RNA from Pseudogymnoascus destructans, 222 nucleotides. RefSeq lists its product as uncharacterized. Lineage: Eukaryota; Fungi; Ascomycota; Leotiomycetes; Thelebolales; Thelebolaceae. Gene Ontology annotation, cellular component: mitochondrial inner membrane. The record is from RefSeq and is a predicted model, not a curated record. The transcript is spliced from 3 exons. The coding region runs from base 1 to 222 and encodes 73 amino acids. Gene Ontology annotation, biological process: mitochondrial respiratory chain complex IV assembly.
AUGCCGAUCAUUCCCAAGUCGUCAUAUUAUGACAAGAACUACAAACAGUCCCCGGCUUUGAUUCGGGCGAGGCGGCCGUAUCUCAUCAAGAAUAUGCUCACCGGCGUUGGCAUCUUUGCUUUCACUAUAGGAGUCUAUGCUCUCACGAUCAGAGCCGUUGCGCAAGACGAGUUCGAAGACGUUAUCGUCCCCGACGCCCCGAAGAAGACGACACCCCAAUAG